This is a messenger RNA of Teleopsis dalmanni, 6099 nucleotides long. RefSeq lists its product as uncharacterized. The transcript is spliced from 13 exons. The record is from RefSeq and is a predicted model, not a curated record. Lineage: Eukaryota; Metazoa; Arthropoda; Insecta; Diptera; Diopsidae. The coding region runs from base 82 to 6099 and encodes 2005 amino acids.
ACUCAACAUAAGUAUUGUAACUCUAAAUCUCGAGAAUAUACGAAAUUUGUACAAAAAUCGAAUUACAAGACAGAUCUAGCAAUGCCUCGUCCUACCACUAAACACCAAUUGCAACGCAGAAAAGGCGUCGAGAAUGCAACAAUGAUUCCUACUGCUGCAACAUCUAUACCCAAUCCUUAUAAUGUAAAGCAACGUAAAAAAACACGAUUUCUUCUACCCCCAAAUCGUCGCAGUUGGUCUGAAAGCGAUCUAUUAAAGGAAAUCGAUAAGGAACUCAAGUUGGCAAAAGGCUUUCUUUUUGCAGAUGAAGCAGCGCCUGCAGCAAUAAUGAUAACACCCAAAUUCAAGGCAAAGGCACCAACGGGCACAGGUAUUUGGACUCCAAAAAGUCAAACACCUUCAUCAUCCAUAAACGAUUUGCACGAAAUUCAAAGCACAAAAAUAAAUUCCGCACCACCAACUCCACCACCACCGCCAGCACAUCCAGUUUGGACACCACAACCAUCACCUACAGCUGGACGCAAAGAAUUCCGUCCUGUACGUUUUGAAUCACCGACACUACCACGCAGGUACGUUGUACAACAAAGUACACCCAAUGGUAAUGCCCAGUUGCCACCGUGGUCAUGUCAAUCAAACAGCAGCUCAUAUGCGCCCCCCUCGCCGCGCUCCACAAAUAGCUGCACAAACUUAAGCACACCCACUACAGUAUGCUCCAGCAGCACACACUUCAUAGACACCUACAACGAUACAACGGAUUUUACUAGUAACUUUGCUCCCAACACCAGUGUUUCGGAUAAAAUAAAAACAUUCGAGAGAUCAGCAUCUGCUUCAGAAUUAUAUCGUCCCUUUGUGCGUCGCCAGCCAGACACAAGCCGUCCUGCGUAUAGGCCCAAUGAAGUCAUUUAUAAAGUUAAGCACGAAUACUUGAGUGAACCGGAAACAGAAAACGAUCGUCCAAAAAAAAUGGCACAACUGGGCCGCAGACAAAUUGACGGCAUCGGCCCUGUAACCAGAGAUGGCAUGCCAAUUGUUCUCAGAUCGGAAGUUAAGGAACCUCACCAACAUGAAUGGUACAAACGACUUUAUCAAACCAUACAUAAGCAGAAAAAUGGCGAUGAUUACGUGAUACGCUACAAAUGUCAAAGAGGUCCUCUUGCAUAUUCAACAGCUCGGGCACCACACAAAUCAAACGGUUAUCUGUCAGAACCUGAGCCGAAUUACGACUCCGAUUACUCUACUAUUAAAUAUCGUACAUUAGAUAGACGACGUCUUCAAUCGGUUUCUUCUGCUGCAAACGUCAGGAGUAACGCGAACUACCUUUACGACGAUAAAUCUUAUGGUACUAUGCCAAAUCCAGUUAAAUCAGGACAAAAUUCAUAUAAAAAUCAACCUGGUCGUAUUGAGAAUUAUGUAACUGGAAAUUCUUCCGUUUCUGAAAAAGAACAUAAAGAGCAUUUGGAUCAAACGAAGCUGUCACCACAUUACACUGAAGGAAAUCUUUCCAGAGCAUUAGCCAAAGAAUCUGGUUACACCAGUGACUCGAAUCUAGUCUUUCGUAAAAAAGAAGUAAUACAAGGUAGUCCACUAAGUCCUGUUGAGCAGAAGCAAGCCUAUAAGAGUCUACAGGCUGGCGGUGAGCCACCUUUAUUCGGUUUUCGCAAGCCAGCUCCAGAGAAACCAAAAGGAUUUCAACAACAAUUUGAAUACCUUCAAAUAACACCCACACUAACUAAAAUACGUGUUCAUUGCAGUAAAGAGCUACUCAACAGUCCAGAUACUUUUACGAGCAACCUUGAGCAACAUACUGAAAAAAUUUCAGAGAAUAAAAACAAUAUGUGUACGCCAUUUGCUAAAACAAUGCCGUCGUUUAUAUCAGUGGAACAAAAAAAGACAAUUACAGCACCGCCUGCUCCACCGAACCGCAAAUCUUCAUGCACUAAAACAAUAAUUAAAGUAGAUACUAGCAGCAGAUUAUUUAAGGGCCGUACACCUACAAAUGUCUCACAUAGACAUGAACAAUGCUUUCAAAGUCCCGAAAGCACUCCACCUGGUGUUAGCAAAUACAACACAGGCAGCUUAACUAAACGUACCAAGCCUAUUUGUCGUUCAAAGUCAGCUGGUGCAGUUUCUACUCUUUUAUCAUCAGUCACUUCUACACAUAACGCAAAACCUUCUACCAGUCAAAACGUUAGAAUUGCACGUUUACAACAGCACUCACGUGUUGGUUCUGUAAGUCCCACACGCAGGCAACAACGUGUUAUAUCCCUACGCCAGACUAGUCGUAGUCCUGUGGCUUUCGGAAGAAGUAUUUCAAAAGAGCGUUCAUUUGCUGAAGAAAAGAAACGCUUAGAAAAUACAUUACCGUUUAGUAGGCAUACUUUUGAAGCAAGUACAAAUAUUUUGCGGGAUCCUUCUCUCAAGUCACCACGUGAUGUUAAGCAAGCAGUGCGUUCCUAUGCUGCUUGUUCUGAUCACUUACGUAGUAAAUCAGUGCCACCGCGCUCCCGACUACCAUAUAGUAAUUCCAAUUUUAGUGUUAAUACGACAAUGCGUCAUACAAUGUGCAUUCCCAAACCUCGUCCUUUAAGUGAUGUAUUAUACGUAAGUUCAGUCCAUAAAAAUGUGCCUAAACAUACAACCCAAAAACCAAAGACAAAUAUACACACAUUGCCAUCUAAACAUACUUCAAAAACUGUAUCUACCGUAAGCCUAGCACGUACAGACUCAACAUUUUCAGUGGAAUCAACAACAACAACAACAACUGCACAACCAAAAUCACAACCAAAGGAAAAAAUAGGGAUCACUACAACAGGAAAAACAUCUAUUAAAUUGAAAUCUCCAGUAAAGGAAGUAAAAAGUAGACGGACUAUAGCACUACAAAAUAGUAAAAGUGAUAGCAGUUUAGCGCAUAAAGCAAAAAUGAAGAACGUUAGCAAAGUUAUUGUUAAGGGUGCUAACAUUCCUAAGUCCACUACAACGCCUAAAUCCACAAAACCGCGAUAUAAUGUUGAAACCACAAAUUUUUAUGUUAAGUCAUUACCAACAGCAGAGAAAGGUCUUGUUGAAGAGGUUUGCGUUUAUGAUAAUGUGCGUGAUAAAACAAUUUUCUGGAAUGAUAUUAAUGCACAAACGACUUCGCUUACACAUCAGACACCUUAUUAUACAUCGUAUUAUAAUUCUCGUAGUUUAAGCCCAACAAGGCACCAUACAGUGGAACCCGAUACAGAAAACACAAGCAAUUAUGAGUAUGAAGAAACUUCUGAAAUAGAAGAACCUAAUUGCAUUGAAAAUCUGGUGUGGCAAUAUGAACACAAAAAUAGAAGACAACCAACAACUCAAGUUAUGCAAAACAUCACGGACAUAGCAAGACCAUUAUCUCCGCCACCUGUUCCCAGGAGAUUUUCGCCGACACGUGAGGUACGCCUACCACAAGCGUCACGUACAAUGCGUUCGCCCUCCAGGCGUCGAAUCGAUAGCCAACGUGUCAACAUGAAAAGUGACACCAGCAAAAUUAUACGAGCCAGCAGCUUAAGCAGCGCGGAUGAUCGCUCUAAGCGUGGUCUUUACUUAUGUGGUGAACUUGCUCACAGUGCAACUUCACUUACAUAUCUCGAUCAACAUAGUCCAACGUGCCGUUACCGUAGUAACUCUGAACGUUUUACAGAUCUAAAUCGAUUUUACAGUACUUUAGAGCGUGUUGGACAGUUAGAACGUGCUACUUCGAUCACAAAUUUUAAACCGAUUAGAAAGGAUAGUGAAUUGUUGGAUUUCGAAGAAUGGCGAAAAAUACGCCUUCAUGAACGUGCAGAAAAGGAGUUGAAUUAUUUAGUGAGCAAACUGAAAGAAGAUCAACGAUCGAAAGAUUUCGUUUUUCGACCAAAAGAUGUUGAAGAUGUGAAAUGGAAAAAAGAGACUGAUUUUGGCUUACAUACUAAGGAAAAAUCAGUGGAAGAUUUACGAGAAGAUUUUGAAAGAAAAAUAUUUUUAAAAGAACUCGACUUGCAAAGAAAUCGUGACAUACUUCACCAACGAGAUUAUGUUAAACCAUAUUGGCGACGUAAUACAGUUGCAGAUUUAACUUCCACUCUAGAAGGAAGAAUGCAACCAAAUUCUGUUGGUUAUGAAGUUGAGGAGAGUGAAGUAGAUUUCAGAAAUAAAAAUGAAUUUCAAUUGAGUAAUAAACUAGUAAGUACUUUGUCCAAGGAUCAGAUUUGUAAGAUAACGCAGCAAUUGAAUGAUAUCUAUUCCAGUGCUCCUAAUAAGGACGCUACUGUAAGUGAAGAAUAUAUUGUGACAGUUAAUAAGCCAAGUAAGCAUAAAGCUACAACUAAUGGAUUAAAAGUACGAUCUAGCUCCUCUAUUACAAAGGAAGAUCUUAUGGGCCCAGUUAUGAGAAAGAAAGAAAUUAUUUCGAAUACAUUACCGAUACGACAUACUACGAAAAUACGCGAAAAUGUUAAUAAUAUUGAAAAAGAUACUAUUCCAACAGAUCGUAUAAUAACCGAACCUAUUUAUAGUCACACCCAUCCUACUCGUAGUACGUCACCUGUAGUUUUGGCUCGAGAAACACGUGGUGCUAUUGCAGCUAAAAAUGCAGAGUCAACAUUAAUGAAAGCACCAGAAAUUCCUCCACCGGCAACAUAUACUAAGACAACCGUAGACAAUUUCAGUUCAGUUUCUGAAGUUAGGAAUAUUGAUAAAUCCAGUGGAAAAUAUCCUUCAAGAUCUGAUCAGCAACAAUAUUUAGGCUAUAGAAAGGGUGGUCAUAUCAAUGAAGGUCAAACAGAAUCAGCUACCUAUAUGAGUUUACCCAAAACUCUCAAAGAAAAUAUUUCGCAAAAAAUACAAUAUUUUGAAGACAAACAAUAUGAUGAACCACCGAAAACAAUAUACCACGCUCGUGAGGAUUCAUCACCAGAUGAAGGAGAAGUAAUGCGUGUAAUCGAAGAAAAUUUAAAAACAAGAGCUAAUGAAAAUAACUUGAAACACAGACAAAUGAGUUCUUCACUUACGGACCUCAAGGACAUGUUUGGUGAAAGAAAUGUGACACGUGUUAACUUCAAUAUCCAUACACCACCUGAUCGACCUCCAGAUAUACAUGUUGAUGAACACGACCAACAUGAAUUUGAUAUUAUUUCAAAAACAGAUUACGAAUUAAAUGAUUUUACACCAGAUGGCAGCUUAGAAAUUUAUGAUACAUAUUAUCACUCGAAUAGUGUUUCACCACAAUCGCAUGAGUCUUCAUAUUUGCAUCGUGUUCACACUGGAGAAGUGCAGAAAAUGAAAGAAAAAUUUGAGAGUAUUAAUUGCCAAACUGAACAGAAUGAUUUUUUUGGGGUUAGUUCGCUGAGAAAGGUGCGCAGCGAUCCUGAAUUUAACACACCAUUAAGUUCAGGUUCAAAAGACGCCUUAUUUGACGACGAUAGUGGUGAGGUCUCAUGGUAUACUCAUAAUAUCGAAAAGAAUGCUGCUUCGACAGUUGAAACAGUAGACAGAGGUCGUAGUCGCAUUAAAUUAAUAACAUCACCAACAUCACAAAGACAUCCACUUAUGCCACAUAUAGAUAUUAUUAGUAAAACAGCUGCACUAAAACAGGAAAUACAUAAAAAACCCUCACUGCCAAAAAAGACUGUAAGUCCCAUACGCAGUAAUAGUAGCAUCAGUAGUAGUAAGGUUGAACGCAUGCGCAAUAAAUAUGAAAAUCCAAGUAUGAGUAAUGGAAAAUAUAUUUCAACUUCAAAUCCAGAUAUCAGUAAAAUACCAAGUGUACCACAACAUUUAACUGGCGACUGGAUUGCACAUAAAUAUCCGAGUCCAAAACAAAACUAUAUGCCAGGUUGCAGUAAUUCACAAAGACGCCAUUUACGCAAUUUGCGAAUGCGACCAAGUUCAACAUCGCCACCAAGACCACCAAAAUCGGUGGAACACCAACAAAAUACACUUAAAACAAAUGCUUUGAGGCCACUUUUUCAUAUUCUUUAUGCACAUAGUAUAGGAAGGAAAUAUGAAGUUUCCAAUGCUGUUAGAAACAGUCAAGCUGAUAUUGGACAACCUAAUUAUAAUGCUAAACGUACUGUUCAUCUAGACAAAUCGACGUAA